AUGGCUAUUACUACUCUACCAGUAGUUGCUGUUUCUGUGAUAUUGCAUUUAUCUAUAUUAGGAAUUUCACCUCUCGAAGCCAAAAAUGCCCAAGUUAGCUUUGAAUGGAAUUCUUCUGCUGCAGAUCAUUCCCCUGCAAAUCGUAUUGCACUUGGUGCAGAUGCAAUAUUUGUUAAUACUGGUGUAUUACAACUUACAGAUAGCAUGAAGGGUUUACGAGGCAAUGGAUCUGUAGGGAGAGCGGCAUACAAUGAAACGAUUUCUCUAUGGGACGCUUCUACUAAAGCUGUUGCCAACUUUACCACACAUUUUCAGUUUCAAAUGGACUGGACUAACCAAAGCACUGCUGAUGUUCCAGAUUAUGGAGGGGAUGGGCUUUCUUUUUUCAUGGGGCGUAGAGAAUCGGAUUACAAUCUGUCUUUCACAGGAAAGAACGGAUAUCUUGGCCUUUUCAGCCCUGACAAUGACGGGAAAUCAUCCACUAAACUUCUAGUUGUUGAGUUCGACACAUAUAGUAAUUCACCGUGGGAUAAAGACAGUAACCACAUUGGAAUUGAUGUCAACACAAUCAACUCUGCAGCCACUCGCCCUCUCCAUCAAAGAUUGAAUGGCGGUGAAACAUGGGACGUUCGGGUAGAUUACCGCGGCCAAGAAAAUGUGUUGGAAGUUUUUGCUUCGUGUAGAUGCAACGGCAAAGGACCAUGGAAACUGGCACAUAAAAUAGAUUUGACACACUAUCUUCCCGAAGAGAUUGUGGUGGGAUUUUCUGCCACUGCAUUCAAGUGA
Molecule: messenger RNA, 786 nt
Organism: Cryptomeria japonica (Japanese cedar)
Lineage: Eukaryota; Viridiplantae; Streptophyta; Pinopsida; Cupressales; Cupressaceae
Product: 2-acetamido-2-deoxy-D-galactose-binding seed lectin 2-like
Exons: 1
Coding region: 1-786 (261 amino acids)
Molecular function (GO): carbohydrate binding
Source: RefSeq, a predicted model, not a curated record